Xenopus laevis (African clawed frog) is the source of this 2812-nucleotide messenger RNA. Its product is annotated as receptor-interacting serine/threonine-protein kinase 4. The transcript is spliced from 8 exons. The record is from RefSeq and is a predicted model, not a curated record. The coding region runs from base 111 to 2270 and encodes 719 amino acids. Lineage: Eukaryota; Metazoa; Chordata; Amphibia; Anura; Pipidae.
GAUGUGACGUCAGCGCAGGCUUAAUCACCUGGGAGCAGCGCAGGUUCCCAGAAGAGCGGAGAGUCGCGCAGAGAGAGGACAUAGACACGGGACUGGGGCGCACUGGCACUAUGGUGGAUAAGGAGGGCGCGUCCCCGUGGGAUAUGGGGCUGCUCAGGACCUUUGACUCCCGGGAGUUCUGCGGGUGGGAGAAAGUCGGCUCCGGGGGGUUCGGUCAGGUGUAUAAAGUGAAGCACAUCUCCUGGAAAACCUGGCUCGCCAUCAAGUGUCCCCCCAGCCUCCAUGUGGAUGAGAAGGAGCGGAUAGAACUGCUGGAAGAGGCCAAGAAGAUGGAGAUGGCAAAGUUCCGGUGCAUUCUCCCAGUGUACGGGAUCUGCAGUGAUCCAGUGGGUUUGGUGAUGGAGUACAUGGAGACCGGCUCCUUGGAGAAGCUCUUGGCGUCGGAAUGCCUGCCUUGGGAUUUGCGCUUCAGGAUAAUACACGAGACUGCCGUGGGCAUGAACUUUUUGCAUUGCAUGAACCCACCCCUAUUGCACCUUGACCUCAAGCCUGCCAAUAUCUUACUGGAUGGCCAUUACCAUGUGAAGAUCUCUGACUUCGGGUUGGCAAAGUGGAAUGGCCUGUCUAACUCCCAUGAGCUCAGCUUGGAUGGUAUCUGUGGCACCAUCGCUUACCUGCCUCCCGAGCGCUUUAAGGAGAAGAACCGAUGUUUCGACACAAAACAUGAUGUGUAUAGCUUUGCUAUCGUGAUUUGGGGGAUCCUCACACAGCGCAAACCCUUUGCAGAUGAGAAAAACAUCCUCCAUAUCAUGGUGAAAGUAGGGGGUGGGCUACGCCCGGACCUAUCCCAGAUUCCCAGAGUCCGACCCCAGCAAUGCCAGGGAAUGAUCCAGCUGAUGAAGGAGUGUUGGAAUGACAAGCCAGACAAGAGGCCUACAUUUCAAGAAAUUACUUCUGAGACGGAAUAUUUAUGCACAAAACAUGAAGAUGAGACCAGCUGUGUGCAAACCCAACUACUUCAGGGGAAGGUCACCCAGGAAGCGGAGCUAGAGAAAGUGACUUCACAGGCUGAGGGCAAACGUUCUUCAACGCCUGCUUUCGGUAAAGACUACAGUCUCUCAGAGUUGCUUUCACAGUUGGAUUCAGGCAUCUCCCAGACGAUGGAAGGUCCAAGAUGUCUCAGCCACAGUGUCUCUGAGCCUCAGCUGGCAUCUAGUGAUAAGAGGCUUUCUGGGGUGUCUUCUGUGGACUCUGCAUUCUCAUCAAGGGGAUCUUUGUCUCUUUCCUUUGAAAAGGACUGCUCAGUACUUGAUAUCAGUGCAAGUGACAUCCAAAAGAAGAAGCUUGUUGAUGCCAUUGUUGGAGGUGACACUACUAAGCUGAUGAAGAUACUCCAGCCUCAGGAUGUUGACUUGAUUUUGGAGGGUCGAUCCAGUCUUCUUCACUUGGCUGUGGAGAAUGGUCAAGAAGAGUGCGCCAAACUGCUUCUGCUCUACAAUGCCAGCCCUAACAUGACCAACCUUAAAGGAUCCACCCCAUUGCACAUAGCUUCUGAUAAAAAGCUGAAGAACAUUGUGGAGCUACUUCUUGUAAAGAAGAUUAAUGUCAACACCAAGGAUGAGGAUCACUUCACAGCUCUUCAUUUUUCUGCCCAAAAUGGAGAUGAGUGCAUCACCAGGAUGCUUCUGGAAAAAAAUGCUUCCCUUACCGAGGUAGACAUUAAAGGCAGAACCCCCUUGCAUGUUGCUUGUCAGCAUGGGCAGGAGAACAUUGUUCGUGUUUUUAUCAGAAGAGGAGCUGACCUCACUUUUAAAGGGCAGGACAACUGGCUUGCUCUGCAUUAUGCGGCAUGGCAGGGCCACUUAAACAUUGUCAAGCUUCUGGCAAAGCAGCCAGGUGCCAACAUUAAUGCCCAGACAUCUGAUGGAAGAAGCCCAUUGCAUCUUGCAGCCCAAAGAGGCCAUUAUAGAGUUGCCCGAAUUCUUGUGGACUUACGCUGUGAUGUGAACAUUCCAAGUAACCUGAUGAAAACACCUCUUCAUGUUGCUGCAGAAACUGGGCACACCAGCACAGCCAGGUUUCUUCUCAGCCGGGGUGCCAGUAUAAAUGCCAUAACGACCGAAGGCUUCACUGCCCUAGAUCUAGCGAGCAACCUUGGCCACUAUUCUGCAGUCAAACUGCUGAUGGAUGAACAGUCAAAUGUUAAACUAAAAGACUUGACACUUGAAGAAGAUUCUUUCUCAUCGAUAGAAAGUGGCCAGUCCCUUUGAAUAGAGUGGAAAGGACAAUGUCUAUUAGGUCACUUUAUCAUUUCACUUUUCAAACCCAAAUGUAAAGAACUAAGGAGGUUCGUGUUGACAUCUGUUCACCCUGGAUUUGUCCACCAUACCAUGGCGGGCUUCUAUAAUGUUCCUUUGUCAAAUGGAGAAAAUGAAGCUAAGUUUGUUGUUGCUUGGCUGUUUUUCUUUGCUCAUGACAAAUCAUUAAAGCAGGAGACUAAUUGACUACAUUUAGACAUUAUUCUUUUACUCACAUUUUUUUUAGAUUUUUAAUUUUUUUAAAAAAAAAUUUCAAUACAUGAGAAUGACGCAAACAGAAAUUUAAGUUUGAAUCUUCCCUUUAAAUGUUUUGAAAGUGCCUUAGACCUGAUUGUGCUGACAGUAACAUACUUGCAGGCACAGUCCAGACCUUCCAAUGUGGAUAAAUAACAAAAAAGCCUUGUUGUGAUUGUGACAGAACCAGUCAACCAAUUCUUUAUUGGCAUCUAAUGCAGAACUGACUGUGGAAGUGUAGUUUAGGUAUGUAAAUGUUA